AUAUAAUAGAAUUACUCUUCCCUUUGUAGAAGAGCCUAAAGCAAUGAAUGAUGGGGAAGUUAUUUCUCAUUGUCCUCACCUUGGCCACCUUCUUCACCUUUCAUGUCUCCCAACUUCAAGCUUGCCCGUAUUGCCCAUACCCUACCCCCCCUACCAAACCACCCCAUAAAACCCCUCCUAAGCCUAAGAAACCACCACCCCACAAACCACCUAAGCCUCCGGCCACCAAGAAGCCUCCACCGCCGCCAUGCCCACCCAAGCCCCCUAAGGUUAGCCCACCCCACCACACCCCCAAGCCUCCAAAGAUUAGUCCACCCCACCACACUCCCAAGCCUCCCAAGGUGAGUCCACCUCACCCCACCCCCAAGCCCCCCAUCACACACCCUCCAACCAACCCCAAACCCCCAAUAGUGAUCCCACCAAUCACACCCACACCACCCAUAGUGAACCCUCCCACCACCCCAAAGCCCCCUAUAGUAACCCCACCAAUCAUUCCCACACCACCCAUAGUGAACCCUCCUCCAAUCAUCCCCAAACCACCAAUAGCACCACCACAGCCAUGCCCUCCUCCACCACCACCACCAUCACCACCACAAGGGCAGGGGACAUGCCCCAUAGACACCUUGAAGCUGGAUGCAUGUGUGGAUGUGUUAGGGGGGCUGGUGCACAUAGGGAUAGGCAAUGCCAAGGACACCUGCUGCCCUGUCCUGGGAGGGCUGGUGGGAUUAGAUGCAGCCAUCUGCCUCUGCACCACCAUUAAAGCCAAGCUCCUCAACAUCAACAUUGUCAUCCCUCUUGCCCUUCAACUCCUCAUCGACUGUGGCAAAACUCCACCCUCAGGCUUCCAAUGCACUGCCUGAGCCUGAGCCUCAACCUGGAUGAACAAACCAACAAUCCAUCCAUCCUCUAUCUACCUAUCUUCUAAUAAUACUCUAUUAGUUCAGACAGACAGACAAUGGAAUUUGUGUAGUGGUCAGGACGUUGUUUGUUUGAACUCUGACAGGUCUGAGAAUAACAAGACCAUGGGAGGGAGAAGGCGUAUUAUAUUAUCAUCAGCCAAGAACAAGUCUUGUAGUGAAAGACACUUUUGCUUCAUUGAAUUCUCAUUUUACUUCAACAGUGUGCACUUUAAGAACUGUUUUGUGGAAAUAAAUGCAUUCUAUGCCUUUGUGCUGUGAGGGGUUUUUUUAUAUAUAUUGAUUAUGCUCUUGUCAUGUUGUUUCA
This is a messenger RNA of Andrographis paniculata, 1224 nucleotides long. RefSeq names its product 36.4 kDa proline-rich protein-like. NCBI's taxonomy places the organism in Eukaryota, Viridiplantae, Streptophyta, Magnoliopsida, Lamiales, Acanthaceae. Bases 48 to 860 code for a protein of 270 amino acids. The transcript has a single exon. The record is from RefSeq and is a predicted model, not a curated record.